AUGGCUGCACCCGGACUGGAAAUGCAGCUCCAGGCGCUCGGAAUCAUUAAGGGCAACCUUCCCACAGACCCUGUCGAUCGCGCCAAUGUGGAACACUGCCUACGCCACGGUUACGUUGUUCUGGAGAACUACGUCACCAAGGAAGAAGUCACCGUUGCGAAGGCUGAAAUUGAUCGGCUGAGUGGCGCCGAUCCAAUGAAGGGUCGCAACACGUUGGAAGGACUGAAUACAAAUUCGCAUAUAUUCACUUUUGAACAAAUGAUGCCUUCUGCCACGUCCCACGUCCCGCAUGCCGUUGGGGAGUGCGAUAAUUCUGGUUUGAAAGCAUUUGAUGAAUUCACUGCCGACAAUGGCGCCACACGUGUCGUCACUGGUAGUCAUCUCUGGGGAGCCGAUCGACGACCCGAGUGCGAGGAGAGCACCCCGAUGGUCUGUCCCCAGGGGAGCGUCGUCUACUUCCUUGCGACGACGUGGCAUUGCGGCGGACCAAAUAAUUCCCCUAACCCACGGAAGAGCCUGACGGUUCAAUACUGUCAGCCCUAUAUCCGACAGAUCGAAAACCAAAUUCUUGCAGUCGAUCCCCGAAGACUCACAGAGAUUCCACAACGCAUUGUCGAGAUGAUGGGAUAUCGGAUUCAUGCGCCGUUUAUCGCCUACGGAUGGUGA
Histoplasma mississippiense is the source of this 666-nucleotide messenger RNA. RefSeq lists its product with no specific name. The transcript has 5 exons. The coding region runs from base 1 to 666 and encodes 221 amino acids. The record is from RefSeq and is a predicted model, not a curated record. Lineage: Eukaryota; Fungi; Ascomycota; Eurotiomycetes; Onygenales; Ajellomycetaceae.